Molecule: messenger RNA, 2274 nt
Organism: Mucor velutinosus
Lineage: Eukaryota; Fungi; Mucoromycota; Mucoromycetes; Mucorales; Mucoraceae
Exons: 9
Coding region: 1-2274 (757 amino acids)
Biological process (GO): protein polyubiquitination
Molecular function (GO): ubiquitin protein ligase activity
Source: RefSeq, a predicted model, not a curated record
AUGGCUGAUUCAGAAAGUCCUUUUGGUUCUUCUGAUUCUCUAAAUAAUAAAAACGACAUGCAUUCACUAUCGCAGCAUUGCCCCACAGUUAUCAGACAGUUACAGAGCCUAUCGAGCAACACGCAAUCCUCGCCAUCCGUUGAGCCUGCCACCAUCAAUGAUUCGAAAGAAGUGUUGGACUCACUGUCGGUUACAGGCAAAUGCAUGUGCUGCAACAGUGAAUUAAAGUACCCUCAUACCGUAUCACGUUUUCGAUGUCCUGUAUGUGACACUAUCAAUGACCUUAAACCGCAUGUUCGACAACAGCUGCUGAAUCAGCCAUUGACACUGAAAUUACUCAAGAAAUCAGUCCACGAAUGCAAGAUCAAGGAAAGGGCAAAACGAAAGACGACCAUGGUGGAUGAUAAGGAACGAGAAAAGAUAUACGCACCCGUUGAGAAGCUGAUUGAAACAAUAUUCAGCAGCUGGGUGUGUCUGAACCACAGCUUUUCCAAUGGACAGGAAACGAGUUUGCAAGAUAGUGGCAUCAAUAUGAACGACACCAGAGAAGCUUAUCGCAUCCUAUUAAACAUGCCUGUCAAUGUCAUUCGAUCCAUGAUGUCUGCCAUCGAUCGACUGCUGAAAAGACCCGCUGUCCCACUGAGACGGAUGGUGGACAUUCGAUUUCUGCUCAUCAUACUGGAAAAUCCACUGCUAGCACAACACAACUUUCCUGCCGAGACAAAGUAUCACCACAACCUGCUGAAAAGAGUAUUUGGUAUCCUAAGCUGUCUUAACAAUGAAUGCCAUCAUGGUCUGGUAAACUGGUUUUCGAGUUAUCCUCUAAAAAACUUUGAAUCGAAAAUUGAUCUGAUUCAUGCGUUUCUCAGCCAUCGCAUAUCCAGAGCAAGACGUAGUCCGCUGGGCUUACCUACAGCGUACGAAGCAGAUUGGAAAAUAGCCAGUGCGUCGCGGGUCAUGGCAUUAUUAUUUGCUGCCAAUAACCAAUCCAACAAGGUGCAUAUAUCCGACUUUUACAACACCAUGGCAGACUACAUUAACUUGAUGGGCGAUUUUGAGUCAUGGCAAUCACAGUCUGGAAAAUUCGCCUUUUGCCAAUACCCCUUUUUGAUCAGCAUGGGAUCCAAAAUGAAGAUUGUCGAGUCAGAUGCAAAGCAGCAAAUGGAGACCAAAUGGAGAGAGGCAUUUUUCAACAUGCUGUUCCAUCAAAAGGCAUCCAAUCCCUAUCUUGUGCUCUGUGUAUCGAGAGAUAAUUUGAUUGAAGAUUCCCUGAGACAGCUAGCACAAAACGAAUUGGAUCUGAAAAAGUCGCUUCGGAUUGAAUUCGUUGGCGAGGAGGGUGUGGAUGCGGGUGGGUUGAGAAAAGAGUGGUUCUUGCUGCUGGUGCGUUCCUUGUUUGAUCCGCAGUACGGCAUGUUUACAUUCGACGAAGAUUCCAACCUAUGCUGGUUCAAUCCUGCAAGCUUUGAAAACGAAGAUCAAUUUUUUUUGGUGGGCGUAGUGCUGGGACUGGCGAUAUACAACUCGACGAUUCUCGACAUUCAUUUACCCACUGCAUGUUACAAAAAACUACUCAAUUCGUCUAUUGGGCUAUCGGAUCUGAAAGCAUUUCGACCGGCAUUGACGAGAGGGUUUGAGCAGCUACUGGAAUUUGAAGGCGAUGUGGAAAAUGUGUUUUGCAGAUCAUUUGUAGCAGAUAUAGAGGUGUUUGGACAGCGUCAGUCUGUACCUCUUGUGCCAAAGGGAGAACAGUUGAUGGUGACACAGGAAAACAAGCACGAAUUUGUGUCAUUGUAUGCAGAUUUCAUACUGAAUAAGAGCGUGGAACGUCAGUUUGGUGCAUUCAAGAAAGGAUUUUACCACGUGUGUGGUGGAAAUGCCCUCUCUCUGUUUAGACCCGAAGAAAUUGAGCUCCUGGUGCGGGGCAGCGAUGAACCAUUGGAAAUCGACGAUCUGAAAAGUCAAACAGAGUACGUUGGGUUUGAUGAGAAUGAAGAAACGAUAGUAAACUUUUGGAGUAUCAUGAAAGCAAUGGACGCUCAAAAGCAACGCAAGCUGCUCAUGUUUGUUACAGGAAGCGACCGUAUACCAGCCACUGGAGCAACUCAAAUGCAUCUCAAAAUCACCUGUGGAAACAAUGGUGAUAGCGAUAGGCUACCCUCUGCGCAUACAUGUUUUAAUCAACUGAUUUUGUACAAGUAUCAUACCAAAGAGAAGCUGGAGAGGAUGCUUCUCACCGCAAUUGAAGAAAGCCAAGGCUUCUAUGUAAAAUAA